This is a messenger RNA of Venturia canescens, 1117 nucleotides long. Its product is annotated as protein pygopus-like. NCBI's taxonomy places the organism in Eukaryota, Metazoa, Arthropoda, Insecta, Hymenoptera, Ichneumonidae. The transcript is spliced from 4 exons. The record is from RefSeq and is a predicted model, not a curated record. Bases 15 to 971 code for a protein of 318 amino acids.
CAAGAGACAACGCAAUGUUGAGGUUUCUGCUUUUACUGGCUCUCGUAAGUGGUUCCGCCUUCGGGGUGGAACCGGAAACGGAAAACGGUAAGCAGCGGAAGCGUGGAAUUUUGAACGACGGCUGGGUUGGUAUUUCAAAUCCGUACGGCUAUGGGCAUGGCCAACCGUGGAGCGAUAACAGCAACCCAUGGAAAGCCCUUAAAGUCUCGUCAGGACUUCACCACAGUCACGGAGGGUGGACGUACGGAGGCGCAGACAAGUAUCAUUUCCACAAGCAUGGACUCCACAUACAUCCUCACAUACCAUACGUAAACACACUUCCCAUCUACAUAACGAAGCACGUUGUGGUGGAAAAACCCGUCCCAGUGCCGGAACCCGUGUACAUCGAGAAAUCCUAUCACGUACCAGUAGAAAAGAUCGUUCCAGUACCGGUCGAGACAGUUAUCCACAAAGCAGUACCAGUCCCAGUUCCGGUGCCGCAGGCGGUGCCGAUUCCCAUAAAGCAUCCAGUGGCAGUGCCAGUCCCGAUAAAGCAUCCGGUGCCGGUGCCGGUGCAACAUCCGUAUCCGGUUCCGGUGAAGCACGCGGUUCCAUUCCCGGUGCCAGUGCCAUAUCCGUUCCCGGCUUAUCCUGGACCGUUUCAUCAUCACGGUGGACAUUUCUACGGUGGGCAUCACCACGGUUUGGGCGGCCAUGGGGGUGGUGGGCACCACUAUUAUCCUCAUCACUCGUUCGGCCACGGUUACGGGCAUUCCUAUCCCCACGGGCAUUUCGGAUUCGGACACGGGCAUGCAUUCGGUCACGGUUUUGCUCAUGGACAUGGCUUUGGGCACGAGUAUCAUGGCCAUGGUCAUGGCCACGGUCACGGUUAUGGAUUCUCGCAUUUCAACGCUCACGAUCACUACGCCUCUCCCCAUGGACAUGGCGAAAGUUUCAAAGCCAAACGCAGCAAGACUAAUUCGGACAACUAGUGACCAAAGAGUUUCAAGUCUCGUCGUUAAUGUUAAGUUCAAAAUAUUCAUCGGCUGCAAUCAAAAACAGAUUUAAAUACGUGUAUAUAAAUAUGUAACCUGAACAAUCGUUAUGAUUAUUGUAUAUAUAUAUAUAUAUAUAUAAA